This is a messenger RNA of Paramuricea clavata, 20306 nucleotides long. NCBI's taxonomy places the organism in Eukaryota, Metazoa, Cnidaria, Anthozoa, Malacalcyonacea, Plexauridae. The record is from the annotation of a GenBank genome assembly.
AGUGGUGCUCUCGCGGGAAAUCCUUUUAAUGUUGAUCGCGAGUUUCUGGCAGAAGGUAUAUAUAAUUGACAUAUAUGUUCUCAAAUUGACGUUAUAAUAGACAAUUUCGAUUAUAGAAUAAUUUUUUAUCUUGGCAAAAAAAAGUAUAUUCCCAGAAAGAGCAUACUAAUAUUAGUAAAAUUUGCAAAGGUUGGUUGCGCAAUGUUGUAAAAUGCAGAAAAUAUAGCCUUGCAAAUUUUGCAAAUGUUGUAUACUUUUGUAUUGCUAGCAUUGUAUUGCGUGCAGAAAUUGCUACCACAUUUGGGCCGAAAAUGGUGCCAAUUUCCGCACGCAAUACAAAAGUAUAUAAAAUUUCCAAACUUCCGCAUUCGCAACCAAACUUUGCAAUUUUACUAAUUUUAGUAUGCUCUUUCUAGCUGUGUUGAUUUAUUUGCAUCUCCUUGCCUAGUUUUAAAAUUAGUCUGUAAUGGGAAUUGUCUAUUGGAUUUGUUAAAGCCUAUAGUCCUGGUUCACACUUAAAAUUUCGUCACGAUUUCUUCACGUGUCAUUGGUGCAUGAUGUAAGUCCGCCCAUUGUCCACUGCACGUCCAGGGACCCCUGGUUAUUUAUCCAGCUUACAGAAACCUAGAAUACAAUGCAUCACAUUAUUACUGUUGCAAGAUGACGGAGCAGGCUAACACGCUUUUUACGGUAUUUUUGUUAGAACUUGGAUUUGAAAAUGUUUCCAACAACAGUCUGGAUGCUACCUCGGAUCGAGACUAUGUGGCCGAGUUUAUGUUUUGGGCUUCGCUUCUGAUGACACAUUUGAGGUAUGAAAUUCACAAUUACACUGGCAAGGUAUGAGAAAUAAUAACAGUAUGUAGCCCAUUGAAUGAUUGCAACCCCGUAGUUUCAAUACGAAUUUUCUCACUUUUGUUUUAGUCGAUGGGCAGAAGAUUUAAUUAUAUACAGUACAUCGGAGUUCGGAUAUGUCCUGUUAUCAGACGCGUACAGGUCAGAGAAAAACCUUUGCAUUAUGUCCAUUAUACAGGCAUGGGUCUCCCGAAAAGGUCUUUAUUUUUUCAAAACUUCAAUAAAAUUGCUUUAAAAUGCAAUGCUUAUGUUCUCGCUUGAUUAAUCUACACUAAAACCUCUAUAAUUCGUAUUGCAUGAAGUACAUCUUACACAGCGCAUGCGAUAGCGUUGCAUCAUUAUGUAUAUUAUUUCCCUAAGGUUGGCAAGAGAAUACCGAUCUAACACUGUGUACAAAAACUAAAUGAGAAAGAGAAACUCGUACGUAAACAUCGAAAUUCAUCAAAAAAAUUAAGUAACUCAUCAUAAUCAGUAUAUCUUCAACUAUUGUAUUUUUUGUUUUUUGACUACAUUAAAACGAGUGAAUUUUGUGAAAAUUAUCAAUUUUUUUACUCAAUUUAGUCAUUUUCUUCAAACUAUGUGGCAUGACAGAUUCGUCGUCCCGACGUCACAAAAUAAAGCCCUCUGAUUGGCCAGUAUUUCAGCCAGCCAGCCAGCCAAUCAAAUAACUUUAUCUUGUGACGUCGGAACAGCAACCGUCAUCCGAUCCCGCAUCUAUUUUUCUCAUCAACCUUGGGGAAACAAUAUACAUAAUGAUGCGACGCUACCUUUUCGGGAGGCGUAUGUCACAAGAUGAUAUUUUGCCUUGAUUCCACAAACAAUUGUUUCUUUUUUUUUACAAUUUUAUUCUGUGAAACGAUUUCCCAAGCUUUCUUACGUGUUUUUAAAGUCUUUGCCUCCUUCACUCUUGGCAAACGGUCAUAUUAUUGAGAUCGGUGACAUGACCACCCAUACACCCAUGAACCAUAGCCAUGCGCCCGCGAUUAUUGACGAGCUUCGGACUGCUCUAAUGCUUACCUUUUCCCGGAUGUAAAUGGCCGAGCAGAAUUAGUACCCUCCACGGGGGGCUUACGCCCGGCGCCGUUGGCUCGGGGACAAAAAGUGAAUUACCAUUACAGUUACUUGAAAGUAACUAACUGUAAAAAUAUUUUCAGCAGUGCUAUAUUCAUGUUUGUUUGUGCUUUAUAGUACUGGUAGCAGUUUGAUGCCACAAAAGAAAAAUCCAGAUAGUUUGGAAUUAAUCCGAGGCAAAUCAGGACGUGUCAUUGGUGAUGUAAGUAUGCCCAUUGUCCCCUGUACGUCCAAGGUGCCCAUGGUAUUUAUCCGGCUUACAUAUAGUCUGGUUAAUUUAAUCAGGACGUCCGAAUUCCUACCUAGGAAGUCACUGCAGGAGAAAAUAACCAGGAAAUUUAACCAGGAAUAUUAGGUUAAAGCAAAUUGGGUUAUUUCUAGGUUAACCAGGAAAAUUGUAACUAGUGAGGGUGUUUUUACAGUGUAGAAAAUGACAAAUUUAAAAGUCAUUAGCAAGCCAGUGUCAAAGAAAUUACUGCAGAAUUACCAAAAGUCAGAAUAGUACCGGGUUUCGGCAAAAAUUUAAUUACACCCAAAUAAGUAUUACUUAAUUACACCCAAAUAAGUAUUAUUAUUUUCAGGGAAGGCUAACAUAAGUUUUGGUACACAAACUUGUACUCUUUCAUGGAAAGAUACCGACAUGUCGACAUCGGUGGUACGCCAAAAAUAGUGUUUGAACUUGUGUUAGCUUUAUCUUAAAGUUUAUUGUUGUAAAUAGUAUACAUGAUCAUUCAAUACAAAAAGUUUUGUCGACUCUCAGUUAUUGGCAAACAUGAAUUAGAAAUAAAUUGUUUAUAUAUAUACUUAUUUUUUUAGUUCACUGGAUUCUUAGUGACAUUAAAGGUAUGAUCACGAUGUUAUCUGUCUACUCUAUAUAUUGUUAGUAUACAGUAGGUAGUAGGAUGGUUUCGAGUGCAACUUUGAUAAAACACGCGUACGAGUGACUCUUCGAAGAGCAUUAAAGUAGCACGAGUCCGAAGGACGACUGCUGUUUCAGGUCUUUGAAAAACUCACGAGUGCUUGUUUUAUCCAAAUUUCACGAGAAACCAUCCCAUAUUACUGAUGUACAUAAAAAUGUUCGAGACAAUUGUAGUUUUGACGUUUAUGAUGAACCGUCCACUGACAAAGUUUUAAUUCCUGCUUUGUUUAUCACAUUAUAUAUAUAAUACAACGCUAACGGCUUGAAAAUUACACUCAACUAUAUAUAAAUUUUGUUAGUCUUGUUUUCAACUCGGCGCAUUUGUUUGCAGGACGCGAUAUACAUCCAGUAACUUGUGUUUUAUCCCAAUUUUUUUCAUUUCCCAAUUUAGUUGACAUGAUGUUCUGUAUGGACUAUUUUCAACAUUUGCCAAAGGCCUAAAACAUAACUAUAUAUAUUACUGUUUCUAAGUCUUAAAAUAGUAUUUUUGGGGUUUGGAGCUACGCAACUCUAGAAAGAUGUAAUGCAAACCAUGGUAGUUUAUUCCCUCCCAGCUCAUUUUAAUAACUUUCUCUCUAGGGUUUGCCAAGUACUUACAACAAAGAUUUACAGGUAGGACGUCGUAACGGCGUUUAAAACAUCGUUUCAAGGAAAAUCGUUUGUGAAAAAGCGUUGUUAGUUUGUGUGUCCGGAAUUUCGUUGAAUAGCCGUCCAGAUAUAUAUAGAGAUCACUCGUUCACAGUCACGUGCCGCAAGAUUGUGAACUAGCGAUAACCCGAAAUAAGCCGAAUAAUCUGCGAUCUUUUGUUACGACGGCGAAAAUACAUCAUUGGAAAUUCGCCGCGUAUUUAUAAGGAUUUUCUCGGAAAAAAUCUUCAAAACAUUGGAUGCUCCAUUGCUAUCGACCAUUGUUCUCAAAUGUGCUAAUAAUGAUUAUUGUAGGCAUUGUAAGAAAUAUAGGGCGUAAUGUUGGAUCUUCUUGUCUAAUUUGGUGAAUUCUUCUAUCCUGUGUUAUUUCGUAUUACUAUUAAAGUUUACCAUGAAGGUCUGCCUCGUACCCAGGCGCUUUGGUUUGUUUACGUAUCAAUCAAAUUAAUCCACGCGGCCCACGCAAAGGCCGCGCAAGCCAUAGAACAACACAUAGCGCCUGGGCACAGAGAAGAGAUAUACAGAGAGGAAACACGCGGCAAAUUGUGUCACGCCGAUAUAUUCAGUCUAUUAACUAUAGAAAAUUAUAUUAAUUCACUAUUUUAUUAAAUUUUGACCAUGCAGAGGAAAAAACUAUACAUAUUAUAGAAGUAAGCAUGUUUUUUUUUUAUGCAAGAGUUAUAUUUUGAGGAAUUUCUAUCAUUUGCUGCUUUGUUUUUUAUACAUAAGCAUCUGAAAUUCCCAGCCAGUGCUUUUCACGAUUUUAAUAAGGAGUAGAUUUAAUAAGGGGAAAAAACAAACUUUUGCAAAAUAGAAUGUUAUGUUAACACUUUUAAUAAAAAGAAAUCAAUAAAAGUGAUCGCUUAGCGUUAUUCUACAAUAAUUUAUUGAACAAAAUUUCCAUGGGUAUCUCAUUUUUUAAAAAAAAGCGAUUUCCGCCUUUCGAACGGCGUUUUCCCUAUCUUUUGCUAUGAAUUUCAACGACGGCACUGGCUGGAAGAUUUUGUGUGGCGCGUGGAACGCGUGACACAAAAAUUCAGGUUAUCGAAUGUCAGUUUCCUCUCUGUAUAUCUCUUCUCUGUGGCCUGGGUACGAGGCUGCAUGAAGGCUGUGUUUGCCUGCGUUUCAUCGUUUUGUUCCAUAUUUUUCCAGGAAGACAAGGAAGCUCUAUUCGAUGUUUGUGACACCUUGGAUGGCGUAUUGCAAGUCGCUUCAGGAACACUUUCUACACUCAAGGUUAUUUCACCCUUCACUUCUUUUCCGUAAUAGUUUGAAAUUCAUGUUGCGUACAAAAUUGCCAACAUUUCCACGCAGGUGCUAGGAUCAUGCUUCGCGUGAACCAUAUCCGUUGGGCAGUUGUGUAACACUGGCGGCAUGGCAUGUAUGUCUCGUGUUAAAGUGGAAGUCAAGUCCGUUCUGCGCAUCGGCUCUGCUCGUAACAAUGUGAGGACCCUCUAAUGUAAACAUUGUCCAAAUUUCGAAUGUUUCGUAUUUUUCUGAACAUAAACUCUAUUUCAUAUUCAUUUAGAAGCAUAGCGAACCAAAAUGGUGUUAGAUAUUCAGACGGUACAUCAUAUUUUAAAAAAAUACAACAGUUCAAAAUGUAAACAAACCGUUUGUUUACAUACGGACUUGACUUCCACUUUAACAAAUUAUCACUGCUUCCCAUAAACCAUAAUCCAUCAUAUGAAAUGCACAUUUUUAGUCCAGGGCAAAAUCGUGUGGCUCAGUUUGAACAAAUAUAUAUACUAAUACAAAUAUACAAAUAUAUAUACAAAUAUAUACUACUAUAAAACACAUUGAACUAGGAUGACCCGCUUGCUAGGGUAACCCUCCUGAUAGGGUCACCCUACCUCCAUAUAAACAGGUCCUAAGAGAAAAUUCAUUUCUGAAGAGGAAAGGAUUUCCCCUUGUAUGUUUGUAUGAUCUGGAAUAGCCUUGGUAUUGUUGUUGUCCUUUCUUGUCCUUUUUCUUAUAUUGGGUAGAUUUGGGGGCAUCUCGCUGGAUAGGAGGGUCUUUGUAGAUGGAAAUUUCGAACGGACUAUUAUAUAUAAUUUUCGAACCGAACCAGGAGCAGCUGCGAAAAUGCAACUAUAUUAGGACUGUUCGGUAUACCGAUAUACCGAAAAUAUCGGUAUUAAAUCACUAUCGGUAUAUCGAUACCGGAUAUUCAACCAUACCGAUAUACCGAAAUUUCGGAUAUACCGGAAUUUUUCGGUAUACCGUGUUAAAUUUACCAACUAUAUACAACAUAAUUUACCAACUAAUUAUCAAAGGAAAACCGGUAUACCGAUAAUAUCGGUAUAAUUUUUUCGGUAUACCGAUACCGGAAAUUUCUCAUACCGAACAUUCCUAAACUAUAUAGGCCCUCAGGCAGGAUUCCGAUGCAGCGCUCUAACCAACUGAGCUACAGAGUAUAGUUGACUGGCUCUAACCACAAGUUCAUAUAUAUACUGUAGGUUAGUGCUCGUCAACUGGACUCUUUAGCUCAGUUGGUUAUAGAGCGCUGCACCGCAGGGUCAUUUUCGAUUCUUGCCAGAGGCAGAGGGCGUAUAGUUGCAUUUUCGCAGCUGCUGCUCCUUGUUAUACUGUCAUUAUUAACAUUAUUAUUAUUAAAUUGACAUCAACUUACAAUAAACACAGAAUUAUACAAACCCGCAAUUAGCAGAGCUAUUCUAGGCGGGAAGUAAUAUACAAUUUCACAUCAAUUAAUUGGAAUAAGAUAUUUAUAAUGAAGAAUAAGUGAGAUCGAUAUAGAUGAUAUCAAUCAUAUAAUUAUUGGUAUAUAUAAUUUAAUAGUAUAGAGAUUAAAAUGAUAGUAAAGCAAAUAAAGUUGCUAUAUCUGAAAGUGAAAGAUUCAAGUCACUUAUUUGGGUUUUGGAUAUUCGACAUUUUCGUUAACAGUGUAUGGAAAUUAAUGUAGACGUCCUCAUUUUCUAGAAUAUGGAAAAGCUGGAUUUUCAAUUUAGAUUUGAAGAUCUUUUUGCUCAAAUUUGUCAUUAUUGCUACUGUUAUUGUUGUUAUGAUUAUAUUUGCUGCUGAUGUUGUUGUUACUUUCAUUUGUUUUCUCUUUUGUCGCUGUUUUUGGUCUUUUGUUGUUUUUCUUUUGUUUUGUCUGUUGUUGCAUUCGUGUGAUGGUUUGUUUUCGACUAAUUAUGUGUGCCCAUGCUUUUUACCAGCAUAAAAAUAUUUGAAACCAGACAUACUGUACUGUAAUACUACAGUCCACGUUGCCCUGGAGCAUGCGCAAAACAAGCGCAUAAAUACCAAGGCUUAUGAUGCCGAACCAAGUAACUGACUUUAUAAAAUAACAUGUAUAUAACGCGUGUUCUGAUUGGUCGAAACCCGUGUUUGGAUCAGACCAUCCAAACAUGGAAGACUGUCGUGUUGUUGUUAUUUUAUAAAGCAAUCACUUUAUGGUUUCCAUGUUAGGAUGGCCUGUUCCAAACACUUGGAAAUGUUGCUCGAGUUAAGAAAAGCGCGCAAAAUCACUCGCCUUCGGCUCGUGCUUUCGCGCGCUUUUCUUAACUCUCGCAACAUUCCCGCGUGUUUGGAUCAGGCCAUCCAAACACGGAAACCAUAAAGUAAUUGUAUAAAGAAACACAAGCAGCAAAUAUAAAACGAUACCAAACUUCGUUUGUGCACCGCAACUAUAAAGUUAAGUUGUUUGUUUGUCGAAGUUAACACUGUGCUUUCUUUUUACGGUUUAGAUUGAUAAGGAGAAGAUGGUGUCCAGCUUGACUCCAAAUAUGCUUUCCACAGACCUUGCCUACUAUCUGGUUAGAAAAGGGGUAGGUAUAAACUCCGGUCUUUGUAUAGGUGAUACAAUUCGCCCCCAAAGCAAAGAAUCAUGUAGAAACACCCCUAAAUAUAUGAUCACGUUCGAUUAAUAAAAGCGAAUUGUACUGAACUACAAUCUAAAGUGUACACAAUGUGAUUUGUCGGGCCAUUUUCCGACCAAUUUUACAAUAUAGUAUUUUACAAUUUUACAAAUAUUUAAGUUAUCUGACGAUUUCCAAAUUAUUUAUUGAUAUAUAAAAUUUAAAGUAUCUACAUUGUUGCUAUAGGAUUUAAAUCUUAUACAAAAAGUGGUUAUAACUAAUGUUUUUAUUGUUUGUUAUUUAUUUAUCUAUAUAUAUUAACGACUUUAGGGGUUGGGUGUCAAUUGGGACGAAAGUCCUGUUCAUUUCUCCUGUCACAACUUGUCUUUGUAAGCUUAAUACGCCUGUAUUCUAAAAGCUCACUCACACUCAAUGAGUGGAGGUUCAAUCUGAGCUUCCCCUGAGUGUGUCAAUGCUGUUUUUGAAUAGCUGGAGGGCGAGUAUAGUAAGGUACGACACUAACCCUCUAGCUAUUCAAAAACAGCAUUGACACUCAGGGGAAGUUCAGAUUGAACCUCCAAUCUUUGAGUGUGAGCAUUAUGAGGGAGCUUUUAGAAUACAGGCGUUAGUAUUAUUAACGUAUAUAUGUAGUUGAUAUGUAAAUAACAUGUAAACUGUGACAAACUUAUUAUUAUUAUUAAAUAAUUUUAUGCAUUCGGGCAGGUGCCGUUCCGUGAAGCACACAGCUUAUCUGGUUGCGCUGUCAAACUUGCAGAGGAUAAAAAGUGUUUGCUCAGUGAACUGACGUUUACGGACCUCGCAACCGUCAGGUAAUUACAGGGUUCGAAAUAACGUUCUGAAAAUAUGUCAAAUUUUGUAGGCUGUUUUCUGUAGGUGAAAAUUCUUGCCGGCUGUUUUCCAAGUAAAGUUUAGUGAUGUUCUGGAAUGAGCAUCGGCCAAAUAAUAGUGAUGUAAACCAAACAUUUAAUUUGGUGUAUAGGAACAAACAUUAACAAGUUCUGUGUGAAUCAGUUCAAAACAAUAAGAAAAUAUUGUUUUUUUAUACAAAGAGUUUAAGUUCGGUUCUAUUAAGCUAUAGGGAAGUUAAAUAAUCUAGCUAUAGGCUAUUAAUAAAUUUAUAUAUAUGUCGUAAACGACUAAAAAUCCGUCACUGUUUAAUAAAUCUGGUUUGGAUUCUUCUCACUAUAGUCACUACAGUCGAUGUCAUGAUAAUAUUUAAAUAUACAACUGUUAUUUUAUAUGUAUGUGUUAUUGUAAGCGAAUCAUCGGUGAAUAAAUAUUUUCGCCGAUCCCCUAUGCUUUGAAAUUAAAAAUUGCCGGCAAGGUUCUAAAAUUGCCGGCGGCGGCUAUUUCGAACCCUGUGAAAUAUAGAUGUAAUGAAUGCCAAUUUAGGUCGUGUUAGAAAAAAUCAAUAAAUCGUAAAUUCACAACUAUGGAAUACCAAAACCGAGGGAACUUAUGUGUCACAUCUUGUUGGCCGAUGACGUCUUCACUUGAAUAUAAGCUAGGAGUCAGACUUGGAAAUAGCGGUGGAUCCUGGGAACGUCGUUUCAAGAAAAUAUCUUAGUAUCCAAGAAAGGAUUUUCGAUUUUCGUUGGAAAAAAGUUUCAGGCUGGUAUAUAACAAUGAGAAAUGGCAAAAAAACUAGAAUUACCUAUAUUUAUAAGUCAAUAUAUCACCUGAUGAACAAAUUUCUCUUAUUUGGCCUCAAAAGGUCUCAAAGGGUUGGUUUCCUUGCAUUAAAAAUUCCUUGAAAUUCGAUUUCCUUUAUCAUACAUUCCUAUACUAAAAUGUUCUUGAAAUUUCCUUGAAAAUGGAAACACGGGGUAUAUAUCAAUAUUGCUUUUAUGAAGUAAAAACGCAAGACAGUGUUCAGUGAUGCUUAUAAUAAGCAUUGAGUACGACUUAAUUUGAUCUGCUAACAUCAGUAUAGCAUGCAUACAAUUAGAUGCAUAUAUAUGACCUGGCCGCGAAAGCUAAAGACGAAAGAUUGUGUUAAUUGUUAAGCGAAGCUAAUGCCUAACAGCUGUGUGGAUAAAUGUUCAAGUCCUGUUUAAUGUAAUUUGACCACCGUGUUUUCAAAAUAACUUCCCAUGCAGGAUCCAAGAAAGACUGGAAUUAUUUCCAGGUCUGUAAGAAGUCGCACUUCAGUUUAAGAUCACCCGUCAUGAAGACAAUAUUCAAUAGACUGGACUGUCAUAAAGUUGGGUCGUGAAUGCAGUUUCAUCGGGAUUACUAGUUUGGCCUCUUAGCUGGCUUCCAUAUUUCUUGUUUGGCUACAAAAAGUUUGGCCUUUAGGCUUCUUUUUGGCUUCUUUCCAAUUUACACGAGUUUUUCGAAAUUUUACUAAUAAUGCGUGAAAAGCAUUGAUUGUAUGGAGUUUGAUAUGCAUUUUUAAUUUGGAUGUCAUUGCCAGAAAUAACCUGGUUGUAAUUAUACCUAAUCAGAAUCCAUGAAAUCCGAUGACCAAUCAUAAUUCGCCAUAUAUGAUUUUGUUCGUAGAAGUCCACGUUUGGCUUUUUUCUUUCAUAGAUUUCCGCUUCUUUUUGAACAGAUUUGGCUCCGCGCAUAGACCACUGAGCUGUAUAAUAACUGGAGGACCUGCUCCUAUACUUCGUUCAGUUAACGAAGUGAAGCCAAAAACAUGGCGGAUUUUGAUGAAAAAUGACGCCAUUUCCAUGACAACACUUACUUUAUUCUCAUGGUAGUUACCACUGACCAGGCUCAAUUCUGAGCCCACGGCAGUUUUCACACACACACACCCCCCCCCUGGUUUUUGCAAAACAGUUUUGCAGAUAAUGUAGUUUUCGUUGUUUUGAAUCAUUUUUAAAAAUGUUUUCGAGAUAAAUUUUCUACCUUUGACCAUCUGGUCAAAGAUAUGCAAGUCGUACGUGUUUAUAUACUCUCGCCUGUGAAAGACGACAAACAAAUUUUAAAACCUCAAGAAAUGUGGAAAAUCGAAAAAGACGAUACUUGAAUAUGGAUAUUAAUACAAAGGGUAAGAGACGUAUUUUCACAUUCAAUGUUAUUUAGACUUUAUCUUAUUUGAUAUGAAAUUGAUAAGCAUAACGAUGAAACUGUUUGUUAAUAAAAACAACUUCAUACAAUACACAUGGUAAAGUGUAAAACUUCCCACUAUUUUAGCAAGCUGUGAUUCGCAAUCGCAAGACUAUCUUUGCAAGACUAUCUUUUAAAAGAGGCUGAGAUAGGUUCUGUGUUAUGUACCACUUUAUAUGUAUAUAAGCUGGGGGUGCUGGAAGCUGAUCCAGGAAGGUAGUUUCUACCUAGCUUUCUGGUUGGGGAUAGUCUUGAUUUUUGUGUCAUUAUAGAGGCUUGAGAUAAUUCACACUUUUCCCUAAGCUGAGCCCGAGGUAACAAGGUUUAGCUGAGGUGUGUGCCAAGGCAUGCAUGUGUGAUCACACCUCAUUCCCAGGAUGCACUGUUUUCGUACAGGUUUUCUCAGUACCUUUAUAUAAAGUGCACUCAUAGUUCUGAUAUCCCUGGUUUAAGUUGAGGAGUUAGGUCAUGCACAUAGAGAAUAAUACAUGGGUGCUUGGAAAUACCAGAUUUAUUUCUCGUGUUGAACAUGAUACCUCACGAGUGAGCGCAGCGAACGAGUGAGAUAUCAUGUUCAACACGAGAAAUAAAUCUGGUAUUUCCAAGCACCCAUGUAUUUUUCUGUUUAUUAUAUAAACAAAAUUCAGUGAAAAACAAUAAAACGUUCGUGGCAAUGCGUUUUACAACAAAUGAUAUUUUCACACGUAAAAAUAUCGUAUUUUUUACGUGUGUUUAAAUACGAUUUUUCUCAGUGGCCAAAAACUCUAUAUAACACUUAUGUUUAUAUAAUAAAUUAUUUUGUUUACCUUGGUCAUACAACCUGUAUAAUUAAUGUAUUCUUUGUUUAUUGCAGAUUUAUUCCACAAUGACUUUCUGGGUGGCAAAAUACAGUACCAAGCCACAUCUUUGGCAACUGAACAUAAAAUUAAAGCUUGAUUAAUUUUGAACUACUUUUUUAAUACAUGCUUCCGGAAAGUAUGUCAACUUGGCUAUAGAAUCUCAUUUUCAUGAUUGAGACAUUCAGGACGUACUUUAACCCAUGUCAGUUACACGAAAACGAGACUCCAUAUUAGCCAAAGUGACAUACAUUCCGGAAGGGUGUAUUUGACGUUUUUGUAGAAUUAUUAGCAGUAAACAAUUUUUAAAAAAUGUACAAUUUUAAUUGUCCCUAAUUAAUGGAGUACAUGUGCUCUGCUAAAAAACUUUACACUUCAAUAAAGUUAUCAUAAUCAUAUAAUCAUUUAUUGUGUUAUUAUUGUAUCAUAAUUAUAACUUCAUUUUGUUGUUCUGCAUGUUGAUGCCUGUGCCAUCUCUUUUGUUACCUAUAUUAAACAGAUAAUUUCUGCAAACAAUCUGUACACCACAAAAAUAUCAUGUACACACAUGUAACCCUUCAAGUGACAAUGUGUCUUGAUGCGCUUUACUAUAUUAUUUUAAUCUAUCUAACGUCGGACAAUUUUACUAAUCAAGAGGAGAGUGCUGCCACUAUGGUGCAAUACAUGAUCUGUUAAUUUUUACCAAGACCAUUGAUCCUAGCUUCAAAGUUAAGUGUCUUGUAUUCAUAUUCAGAAAUGCAAUUACAUAACUAACUGCUAAUUAAAAUUUGUCAAACUAUUAUUAGCAAAUUUCAUCAUAAUUUCUCACAGAGCAUAUCAGACAUCACCACUUCCAAUGUUAGAAAUGUUGUAGCAUUCCGAAUUUACCUGUUUAGUGUAUUCAGUGACUCACUUAUCUGUUCAGCCAUGUAAGUUCUGAACAGACAAUUGCAAAAUGUUAUUAUAAUCUAUUUUUUACCCUUGAUGAGUAAAACACCUGGAUUUAGUCUGAGACGUACACAGUAAAAUAAGACAUUAGGGUUCAUUUGGGCACAUUGCAGCUUAAUUGCCUGACUAUAUCUCAGGGGCUGUUCAUUGGCAGAAAGUGUAACUAACCCACUGCGUGGCAGCAGUGAGCAGUCUCCCCCUUAAUAAAAUAAAUUUCUCAUUCAAGUUGAAAUGUUUAACCAAAUAAAUAUAAAAGCAAGAAAUAUAUGUCAAGAAGCUGACAAAGUGACGUCCAAUUGAAGUAUCAAACGAAUAAUGCAGCGACAACCGCGAUGAUGCUUUGAUAAAUGCAUGGAUAAUUAAUUCUUGCGACAAUGCGUGGAUAAUUAAUUCAUUUUAUUUCGGAUAUCAAAGUCCGAUCCGAUCCGACUACGAAACAACUUUAUCAAUCCGAUCCGAUCCGAAAUGAAUAUUUUGGUUCCGAAAUCCGAACGAAUCCGAUCGGAUUGGAUUCGGAUCGGUUUCGGAUCGGAUUUGCACACCUCUAAUAGUGACUCUAUUCGUCUAGAAAGUUAAAAAAAGUUUCGUGAAUCUUACCUGAAAGUAUUAGUCUUUCUUUGUAGUGAAGUGCUGCAUCCACAAGCGAAGCAAACCCGCAUCCUUCCUCCGCGUUGUUAAGCAAGUAAUGUUGGAGGAAAAUAUUAAGAUUUUUUAGCUCAAAAACAACAGAAAACUUAAAAUAUUUGUGCAAAAACCAGGGGGGUUAAGGACAUCGUCGGAAGCUUAGGAUCGCGGUUGGUCAGUGGCAGUUACUAUGAAAAUUUCGGCAGUGUUGUCAUAGAAAUGGCGUAAGAUCCGCCAUGUUUUCGGCUUCACUUUUUUAUGCCGAGCAAGUCCUCCAGUAAUAUAGUAUAGCUCAGUGGCAUAGACCUCAUUCCCAAAUCGCAAUCGGGGCCUCGUAUCCUAGGAAAUGGGAAUAAACGCGGGAAAAUCGACAAUUGUUUUUUUGCCGUAGGCUAUGGCAGCUUUUUUUUUUCGAAAAUAUCUAUAUAAAACUGAGCAUGAAAGCUGAAAUAAUGCUUCUGAGAAAAUAAAUAUAUGUUAUUUACCGGAUUGGAGGUCCGUAUAGAGAAAUAUUUCUCGAGGCCGAAGGACGUUUUUAGUAAGACCGAGAGAAGAGAAAUUGAAAACAUACCUGCCAAAGAAUUAAAUGUCCAGCUCUUAAAUUAAAUUAAAUGUCAAUCUUGAGCGAUGACAGUGACUCGGACUAAAUAUAACUUUUUCGAGGUUUUUCUGUUAGAUUUGAUUCCUUAUAAUAAACUUCCAGUGGAUAUUUAUAUAUUUAAACGACUUUUGUUCGCUUGAAAAGUGCUUGUAUUCAGAAUGUUUCGUUUUUGAAUUUUUUGAAUAAACAUGUCAGGUGACUUCCUUAUUUGGCAGCUUCAUUCGCGUGCGGGAGGGGAAAUUCAGAGGGGGCGAUUAAAAUAAAAAAUAAAAAUAUUAUUUACAGGUAUGCAUCAAUCUCGUUCCCCGAGCAUGCCCGUUCGCAGGUUAAGGGUGGGCAUAGCUCUGGAGAAAUCGAAUUGAUUCACGUUGGAUUUCCAACGUGAAUUCUACGCAUGCUCGGCAAUUGUUGCAAAAUAUAAACAAAGUAUUUAGAAUUUGUCGAAAAUUUGAUACCUUUUACAACUGAAAUUGAAUUGAAAACAACUAGAAAUUCUGGGGGAAAGCUUCGGAUUGAUAGGAGUACAACUACCUGAAAAAUACAAGGAGAACUUCGACGUUUCGAGCGAAGGCGCUUCGACAUGUACUGUUAGUGUUAGUAUACAUCGUACUUGACCUUUACUGAUAAAUAUAAUCUCCUCAAGAAUGAGUAUAAUAUAUAUAUGUGCUUUAAAAUUUACAUUUAACUCUCCUGUCAGUAUAUGGUAUACGUAGUGUUAGGUACGGCAGUAUAUUAAAAGGUCAAGUACGAUGUAUACAAACACUAACACCACAAGUCGAAGCGCCUUCGCUCGAAACGUCGAAGUUCUCCUUGUAUUUUUCAUGUAGUUGUAUCCCUAUCAAUCCGAAGCUUCCGUACAUAUUUUCUCCAGAAUUUCUAGUUGUUUUCAAUCGAUUUCAGUGUAAAAAUUAUCAAAUUUUCGACGAGAAAUUCCAAAUACUUUAUUUAUAUUUUGCAACGUACUAUCUGCCGUUAGCCAAUCACAGGCCUGAAUCAAUUCGAUUUCUCCAGAGCUAUGCCCACCCUUAACCUGCGAACGCGCAUGCUCGGGGAACGAGAUUGGGUAUGCAUGCCGGUCUAGAGAAAUAUUUCUCUCGGUCUUAAAAACAUCCCUCCGUCUCGGGCCGUUUUUAAGACCUGGAGAAAUAUUUCUCUAUACGUACCUCCAAUCCGGUAAAUAACAUAUAUAUUAGUGUUUUCUGUGAGCAAAAUGUCACGUCGUCUAAUUAGCUUAUACCAUGACAUAAAAGACAAAGCAAUCAUAAAUAUGAUAUCAAAAAUUGAAAAUUAAGGCAGCUUUAAUUUAUUAGGAAAUUUUUUAUUUGUUCCACCUCGGUUGGUAACGAGGUAUUUCCCAUUUAAGCUAUAGUUUAAGGUAUAUUUCACUCUACCUUGGGUCGACAGUAAUUUGUUUAUUCACUGAAAUGUAUCAGAUAUCCUUGAAACAAUUCCCAAAUAUUGUAUAGCAUGAUGUUAGUCAGCAAUUGUAUCUCGUGCUUACGUGCUUAACUCUGCAGACGACCAGUAUAGGUGGUCUGGUACUAAAUAAUGAUUGCUUAAGGCCUUUGAGACUGAGUUCUUAAUAGUGUCUAGCUGGGGAAAAAAACAAGAGCGGAAAUGAAAUAUUCAGAAAUGAAACGUUGAGGCUGGAAAAGAGUUUGUCGCUUGUUGAAAUGCCACAUAUAAUAUUUCUUGAGAUUAAUUUUUGCAAACGAAUUGUGAGCAUAGUUUGGUAGAACAAGACGCCUGCUCAGGCGUUCACACUGACCUGAAAAUGACGACAUACGUGCUAUGGUGCAAUAGACAAGAAUACAAAUGUGAAGCGCGAACGCAAAGCGUGAAAGGCUAAAAGCGUGGCGUGAUCCUCAGGAGAUGUUUUCGUAAUGCCCAAUGAAACACAAGUAUCACUCACAAAUACAAACGUUAUCCAUAAAUGCACAUGGUCUAGCUCUGAGCGUGCGAUGCGCUAACGCAGACAACAUUGUUUACGUUCCGUGAGUCCGUAUAUUAAACGUAUAAAAUUCGAAAAACUCAGCGAUCCAGAUAUUGCAUUUCCAGAGACGUUGCACGAAAAAAACCCAACCAGUCAACUUGCAAGGAAGUGCAGAGUAGGAUAAAUCAACAGAAAAACGCGCUAAAAUUCGUUGACAAAUGAAUAAAUUGUUUGAGACUGAAAUAGUCACUCAUUGAAUGGCCACCAUCUUGAAAACUGAUCUGUAUAAUAAACUGCAACACUGGAAACUGAGCCUGCGAUGCGCUAACGCAUACUCGAUUUCUCGACGACGAAAAAAAAACAGGAAAAAAUAGAUAUUUAGGGAUUUAAGACACUUGACCUUUCAGGUCAGUGUAAAUAGCAAAAAUAGGAGUUAAAAAUUGUUUAAUUAACCAAAUUGUCAUCAGAAAAUAUUCGAAUUAACUUGAGGCACGUUUUGACAUAUACAUUCGUAACAUGGUGGCCAUACAAAAAAAGAACAAAAGAAACAAAAAAGAAUGCUCCGGAAGCAGGCUUCCCCGGGAAAUUUUCAAAAUCCAAAGCCUGGACCUUUUGGUUAUAUCCUUAAAGUUUCGCGACAAUAGGGGUAGAGUAAAUUGUGAUUGGGUGCGGUGGGGAGGGGUGUAAAAAAGGGGAGGGGUGUAAAAAAGACCUUGGAAAAUCUAGGGGCAGGGGUGAAAAAGACCCCACAAAUCCAGGGGGUGAGGUGUUUAGGGACCAAAAUCCAGGGGAUGGUCUGCGAUUAAAGCAAUUUUCCAUGGGUAUCUGGCAAUGAAUUCCUAGGAAAUUCCAGGGAAGGGGGUGUAUAAACUGAAUUCCAUGGGGUCACAAUUUAGCUGGUAAAAAGAUGUCCUCAACCCCCCUGUGCGAAAAAUAAAUGCAAUCUGCAUGCCAUUUGAAUAUAUAGGUGGUUUCUAGUGGAAUUUGGGGGAAAAUAUGCCCGAGUCAUUUUUUCAAAGACGAUAAUAAUUGCACGAUUGAAGUGUUUGAAGAACUCGUCAGUUUUUGGACUAAUGAGAUUGGACUGACGAGAAACUAUACUAUAUACCUGAGAAAACAAUAUGCAGAAGGCAUGCGACCAAAUAUAAUAUUUAUCUUUUUUUAUCAUUUUAUAGAAUAGUUUAAGAUUACAUGUAUGACUAAAUGUAUUCAGCGUAUGGUUGUUUGUUUUCUACACGCAGGGUGCAUAAAAAGUAGACAAUUUCGAAACAGCUCUCAAUUUCACAAAUGCGUUCAUUUCAUGAAAUGUUUGAUAAAUAUAGGUUGUUAGGGUACUUAUAAUGUAGAGUAAACAAAAAUAUUUCGUAAAAAUAAGUUUUCCAGAGCAGGGAGGUGUCUCGCAUGUUGAGUUCAUGGGCGAGAAAUUUGUUAUGUGUUUUAUCAAUGGUCCAAAAUCAAAAAAUUCACUCAAUUUUAAGUAUAGCUGCUGAAACUUUCAUUUUUUGGCACCAAUGCCUAUCACGCAUGCUUAACUCGUACAUUUACCUAAUUUGCAUAUAGUUUGUUUGCGAUGUUACUCUGAGUGCAUAUCCACACCGGGCGAGCUUUGAAAAGUAUGCCCGGCCACGGUGGGCCCGGCCACGGCCGGGCAUAUUUUUCAAAGCUCGCCCGGUGUGGAUAUGCACUCAGAGUAACAUCGCAAACAUAUUAUUCACCUGAGUACACAACACCAACACAGAAAAAAAAAUUGCAUAUAAUUAUUGUAAAAAUGCUCUAGGAAAUUUAUCUUUGCGAAAAAUGUUUGUUUAUUCUACAACCAUGCAAUUUAUCUUUUUUUUAACAAGUUGAGAGCCGUUUCAAAUUAAAAUUGUCUACUUUUUUAUACACCCUGUAUAGUCAAUAAAACAUCUAUCUGGACUGAUUAUAUUAGGCAUACUCGAAGCGUUGGUAAUCACUCUGUUUCUACGUUUCACUCUAUACGACACACAAUCAGUUGGUCGGCCAGCCAUCCUGCCAGUCACUUGUGCAUCUCAAGGUUUUGUUCUCAGUCACUUGGAAUCUGAGAAGUUAUAAUCGUGGACAAAACUGUUGAUGAGAAUUUUAUAGAACUGCAUUUGGCCCGUUUCAAACGUCGUGAUUCUCAUGUGCCGAACGCAUUAACAACAAUAGAUAUAAUGAGGCUCCUCAACUGAUUAUCUAUUGUUUGUAAUGCGUUUGGCACAUGAAAAGCACGACGUUUGAAACGGGCCUUAAACUAACUUCUUUGGUUUUUGUCCCUUCUCCUCCGCCCAUUGUUGCGAUUAUUUCCCCAUAUUUAAAACGCAAUUCGACAACAUUGUUUCGGGGGAAGGCCGGGGGAUAUCUUAUAGGUAAGAUACAGGAAUUACACUGCAUUUUAAUUAAACUCGCAAAGACAGACAAAAUUUUUUAACAAAUAAGUAUAUUCCACGAUUGGCUUUAAAAUGACUAUAUAUAAAAAUAAACAUCACUUUUUGCUGUUGUACUCUUGUCCAAAUUGCUAUUUCAAUGCAUGAACUUCAUUUUUAAAUAAGCUCUGUAUAUCUUCUUUAUGAAAAUAGGAAAUCGCUGAUUCCGUAUAACAUCUUUAUUUCUCUUCAGCCCUAAAUUUGACAAGGAUGUUACCGGCGUGUGGGAUUAUCAGCAGAGUGUUGAGCAGUAUCAGUCAACUGGCGGGACAAGUCUGAACAGUGUGGAAAGUCAGAUUAACUUGCUUCGGGAAUGGUUAAAAUAAUGUAUGUAUAAAAAGACCAAAUUAUAACACAAGAAUAUUUAUGAAUUAUUUCAAAUAACUACGUCUUAAUCGCUACAUCUGGUAUAUACUAAUUUUAAUGGUAAUUAUAGUACAAGGUUCCUUGCCAAUUAUUAGAGAGUACACCCAUAUUCGAACACUACAAACGUUGUGAGCCAUUAAUAAAUAGUUAGUGGGGUUUUGUAAUAUCUGAAAUUAUCAAGGUCUCGAUUUCCUUGAUAAUUAGGAAUAUCACAAAAACCGAAUUCAAUAACGUUUUGUCGUUCAUUUUUAUUUUUUUAACAUCGCAAUAUUUGUCCAUAUAUAUAGUACACAUAAGUGAAUAUUCAUGUAUUUAUUGUGUAUAUUUGGGUCUUAAUAUACACUAAAUAGCAAUUUAAAUGCUUGCCUCUCCUUUAUAAAUAACACAGCAAUUGUACAUGUGGGUUGGUUUUGCCCGACGAAAGGGUGUGGUCAGAAUAUAACGUAAAGUGGCGGGCCAAAAUAAAUCAUUUUUCAAGGCCCUCUCAUGCCGCUACCAGAGAAUGCACGGGUGCUAAAAGCACGAGACUCCUGGGGAGGGGGAAACGCAAGCAUGUACACCCGGCAUGGUAGAAAAGACGGUUACCGGGUAAAUGGGUAAAUGGGUAGAUUGGGAUAAAUGGGUAAAUGGGUACCGGGUAGAUGGGUACCGGAUAAACCGUUCAAUGCGUUUUUAAAAUUUAACGCACCGUUCAAUGCGUUUUUAAAAUUUUUAAUACGCUGAAAUUAAAGUUCAAUUAAAUACAGCCUUCAGAGGGGUAAAUUACUCUGAAAAUCUUCGUAUACAGUUCAUCAAAAAAAAUCUUUUAAAAAAUCCCAAAAUCUUACUAAACCCUAGAAUCCUAGAAUUGUAUGCAAUACCAUCCAUGUAAAUGGGAAUUGCAUAAAAUACUUGGAGAAAGCUCAAUAAAACCCUCAAAAUUAUUGCAAUAUCAAGAAAUCUCAUCAAAUUUAAAAAUUUAAAUCGUGAAUUUGCGUGAAAAUGUGAAAUUUAAAAAUAAUUCGACGGAUUAUAUGUCGCAAAAAAUGUCGGGAAAAGUUCGGCGAAAAAAAAAUAAGGAAAAACAUUUCGAAAAGAAUCAGCUGAAAAAAAUCCCCAAAACCCUUAAAUUUGGGAAAAAAAAUCCCAGAAUCCCGAGAAAAAUUGCCGGGAUUUUCUAAUCCCAAAAAUCUUCGUACGCUUUUUUCAGACUGUAUAUAAUUUACCCCUCGCAGCCUUCAAUUCAUGAUAGUAUGCAGAGUUGCUACCAGAUAUAAAUCCUAAAUACAUCUUGCAUUUUACUAAUAAACAUGAUGCCAAACAGAAGUUGUUCAAAAAUCAUUGCAAAUAUUUCAAAACUAUUAUUAAUACUGUCGCUAUUAGUGCACUGUGCCUGUGUGCCACAUUGCUGAUUUUUUGCACUCUAGUCAUAUAGCUAUACUAAUAAUUCCUGCCUGAGUUUAAAAUAUUAUGGAGUUUUUAGUAUUUUGCUGACGCCAUGCAGAAAAACUGUAAAGCACGGUUCAAACGCGCGAGACUAAUUGUUUUUCAUACAGUAGUGCCUACAAAAACAACCUAUAAAAUAUUGAAAAAUCUGCCCAAAUGGCUUUGCAAGACACACCCGAAACCACCCAUGUGCGGAGUAGUCAAUUUAUCCCGCGCGUUCUGUGACCCCCGUCCGCGAUCAUAUCAGAUCAUGUCAGUGGCAUCUAGUAAAUUACUUAAAUAACAUCGCCCGAAGUUCGAAGAUUUUACUCAAAAUUGCAAAGGAAUUUUACAACUUUAGAAAGUGGAAAUAUUUCCAGAUACAUGGGCCAUCAUUCCAAUACCGUAUUUACCAUCAAAGAACAAAUAUGACUGGUUUAUACUAGUUUAUUUUGUCUAAAAAUACAUUCCCAUGUGUAUACAAUACAUGCAAAUUAAUACAUCCUCUGAGAAAAUUCACAAACUAACCUCUCUGAAAUUUGAGGUUCUUACGGUGUCUAGAAAAACAAUAAAUGCCAUGCCAUCACAAUAUUUUAUACUAAAUGUGAGGGGCUCGUUUUAUUUAUAUAUGUGACCACUAUAUAUUUAGAUUUUCUGCAUUUGUAAUUUCAGCGAGUUGCCGGUGGCGUGUUUGUCUAGGGCGUUGCGUGCGAUCUAACAUGCUGCUAAUUGGUGGUUCGAUUCCCGCAAUGGCCAAUGUUUUGUUCUCAUAUUUUUUUUCUUUACGAUUUUUCCUAAGA